Cinara cedri is the source of this 1654-nucleotide messenger RNA. The record is from the annotation of a GenBank genome assembly. Lineage: Eukaryota; Metazoa; Arthropoda; Insecta; Hemiptera; Aphididae.
AUGUAUGUCGAUGAAGGGGUGGACAAUUCGGGCGGCCAUGUUAAAGAACAGCACCUGGCAUGGGUUAGAUAAAGACUUGGUAAUGUUAUCGUUGAUAAGAGAUAAGAACUGAUAAUAUAUAACAGCUGAUAAGGAAGUGAGCGCGGUCUAUAUGGUCGAUGAAGAGGUGGACAAUUCGGGCAGCCACGUAUUAGGUAUAGCACCUAAGCUCUUUGCACCUUGCUUCUGCGCCUGAGGGUAAACUCUCUAUUUUAUACUACUCAUAAGCAAGUUACCUGUUGCUUCGUGGAUACGGUCGCCUGUAAAGACGAGAGUCCGGCAACCAAGUAAAUAUCCUUGCGGUGCUUUUAUGGUUUUAGUAAUUUUUUUUUUGAUCUUGUAAAAUUGAUCGCCUAUUACAGCUGCAAUCGAGGACUAAGAAUUUUUUUUUUUUUUGCUGUAAUAUUCAGAGGUGUUGAAAUUAUAUCGACCAUGGUGGCCUACAUCUACAGUAUUCUGCUGAUGAUGGUUUUGCUGUACCUUUUUAAGAAAUUGCCGAGAACUGCCACGGCAAUAUGGCUCACGGUAGUAGGGCACUGAAUUACAUACUCCUAUUUUCCUUUAUCAUUAAAUUUGGUUGUUGGCAUAUUAUUAUUUGUCACUGGCAACUCCAUUGCCCGUAAUUCUAACACAACCACUCCUAUUCAAAAGUUCAAUGGUAUUAUAAUUACAAUAGUUUUAGUGUGUUAGAAAUGAUUGCACCUAUUUUAUUUCAGAGAUUUAUAUAUUUUAUUACAGAACAAUUUUACAAUUCAUUUGCGUGGUUGUUUUAUGGAUUAGUACACGUUUGUAUAACAUGAUUAACGCAUCCGUUAAUCUGGUCGACGACUUUUAAGUCCCACAGUUUGCGAAGACUGCGGGGGCUUUGACGGUCGGUGAGCAAAAUCACUCGGUAAGCCGUAACACCUCUUGCAUGACAAACGACAUGGUUGUAAGUACAAAUUGUUAUCGUUUUGAACCGCCGAAACACGUUUAAAAUAAUUGUUGUAUUUUAUUUCAGAAUCCCCCCCCCCUUAGUGGUGUUGACGAGAUAAAAAUAUUUAACCACGAACGGUAUGUGAAAUGUCGCACCUAUAAUUUAUCGUUGUGAAAUAAUAUGCAGUUUUGUAAUAAUUCAGAUAUUAUUAAAAUAUAUAGUACAAUCAAGACUACUGGUAAGUACUUUUUCCGUAAUUUUAUAAUUUGAAAAAAAAAACCACAUGGUUAUAAUCUAUUUCGAUGUUUCAGCAAAGAGAAUGGCAUACAGCCGAAUAGAAGCUCAGAAGUAUACCGACGUCGUCAAGAAGUUCUGCAGAGACGACACCGGGGUAUAUAUUAUACUUGAUUACUUGUAAAUCGUGUAUUCACAAUAAUAAUCGCAACGAAAUGUGUUUAAUAAAUAUUUGUUGUUUUUUCUCGCUGAGACCACGAUCGCAGAACUGAACCGCAUCAAAAAGUACUGAACACAACAGCAUCUACUUUUUGUGCGGUUCGACGCCGGCAUACUUCUGGACCACGGUACCUAUAUUCACUGCCUAAUAAUAAUUUAUCGUGCUUCGUAUCUUGUGUUCGCUUAAUAUUAUAAAUUGUUUUAUUAUUAUUGUUUUACAGAGGGCUUCUAUUCGGUUUGUCCUGA